Molecule: messenger RNA, 697 nt
Organism: Camellia sinensis
Lineage: Eukaryota; Viridiplantae; Streptophyta; Magnoliopsida; Ericales; Theaceae
Source: RefSeq, a predicted model, not a curated record
AAAAGUCCACACAGUGGAAGCUCUUUUCUUUGUUUGUAUGCAUCGCCAUUCUCAUCACACUCUUCGGAGCUUCCAAAGCAAAUCAAUGAUCACAUUCCUCUCUUCCUCUGGUUCAUAGAUAUAUAUAUAUAUAUAUGUAUAUAUAUCAAUUCUCUCUCUAGCCCUCUUCUUCAUUUCUCUCUCUCUCUCUCUUCAAUAGCCGGAGUUUCUAUGGCUUCUUAUUCCGCCGCCGGAUCGGCCUUCGUCGCCUUCAAAUCCACCGGAAUUUUUGCUCAUUCUGGCAAUUUGAAACUCGCUAAUUUCCAACAUUGCUGUCCGAUUUCAAGCCGAGUCGGAUCUAUUCAGCUCCGACAUAGCCUUAACACGCAUUGCGGAUCGCGAAGCUCCUUUGCUUCGUCUGGUGUAAAAGCACAGGUUGCCACUGUUGAACAAGCAAGUAUUGAAGCUACUCAAAGUGUGGCAGCUCCUGUUGUUGUGGUUACUGGAGCCUCUAGAGGUAUUGGCAGAGCAAUUGCACUGGCUAUGGGGAAAGCAGGUUGUAAGGUCCUGGUUAAUUAUGCUAGGUCAUCCAAUGAGGCAGAAGAAGUUUGUAAAGAGGUUAGUCAGUUAUCCAUAUAAAAUAUAUGAAAAUAUUUAGUGGAACUCUUUUUGAGGGGUGAUAUGAGCAAUAAUUUUUUUUAUAAAUGUUUCUCAAUUU